AUGGUCUUCGCUGAAAGUAACAGAGACAGCUCUGGAGGUUACCUGCAUGACUUUAAUGAUGGCUUAUUAGUACAUAACCAUCCAUUGUUUUCUACUGAUAGCAUGGCUUGUUUCACUUUUAUGCUGAUGACUCGUAGCUUUAUACCUCUUUUGCUUGCAAUGACACCUCUGAUCUAGUGGCUGCAAAACAAAGUCUUGAGAACUGCGUUGCUGACAUCAAUUUGUGUAUGACUGCCAACAAGUUAAAGCUUAACAAUGAUAAAUCAGAAUUUCUCUUUCUGCACUCCCGUUUUCGUCAUUCGUUGCCCCCGCCCACGAUUUCUGUUGGCAUGCAAAACAUCAGGCCCUCUCAACAGGCUCACAAUCUUGGCGUGAUUUUUGACGACACAAUGUCACUUUCACCUCAUGUUAAUACAAUAGUUAAGGGUGCCUUCUAGCACAUACGAAAUAUUUCUAAAAUAAGAAAAUACAUCAGUACAAGUACCACAGAAAUUCUAAUUCACAGUUUUCUUAGCUCGAAGUUGGACUUUUGUAAUUCUCUUCUUUUUGGUGCCCAAAAACGGGACAUAGCUAAGUUGCAGUCCAUUCAGAAUGCGGCUGCUCGAAUUAUCGCGGGUCUCGAAAAACGAGAUCACAUCACCGAGACUCUAAGAGAUCUUCACUGGCUUCCUGUUGAGGAGAGAAUUGUUUUUAAAAUAAAUUUAAUAACUUUUAAAACAUUGAAUGGCUCCGGUCUCCGAUAUCUUGAAGAUGUUUUAAAAUUUUACCAUCAAGGAAGGACAUUACGGUCAUCAAGGGAUCAUUUACACCUUGAAGAACCAAAUUUUAACAUGAAAACUUAUGGCCAGCGAGCGUUUUCCGUUGCUGCCCCCCGACUAUGGAACAAGCUCCCCUUUGAAAUUCGAGCUUGUUCUGAUGUUAAUCUUUUGAAAAAGGUAUACGACAUUUAGUUUCGUCAUAUUUGUUUUUGUUUGUUUGUUUGCUUUUUUUUUCUCUUUCCUUUUUAAGAUGUGUAUAGUAGGGUUAUAUGUAAGCUUGUGCUUAAUGAUAUUCUUAUGUCCUUUUUUACAUUGUAAAGUGCUGAGAACGGCAAUGUAUAAGCGCUAUAUAAAUUCCAUUAUUAUUAUUAUUAUUAUUAUUAUUAUUAUUAUUGCUCUAAAGUUAGUAAUUUACUAUGACGAUGUUAAUACUGCCAAUCCAAUGACUAACAAGGUUCAUCAGUUAGGUUUGUUCUAUUACCAGCUUGUUAAUAUAAAAUCUGUUUAUCGUGGAAAGUUAAACUCCAUUCAACUGUUUGGCAUUUGUAGAAAGCCAUACAUAAAACAGUUCGGUUUGAAUGAGAUACUUAAGCCCUUGGUAGAUGACCUAAAAGAACUGGGAAGUGAUAGUGCUUAUCCUUUUGACAUAGGAGGGGGCAUUGUUUAUUUCAGGAGGUGCAAUCCUUGCAGGAAUAGCUGA
Messenger RNA from Porites lobata, 1458 nucleotides. The record is from the annotation of a GenBank genome assembly. Lineage: Eukaryota; Metazoa; Cnidaria; Anthozoa; Scleractinia; Poritidae.